Molecule: messenger RNA, 606 nt
Organism: Arctia plantaginis
Lineage: Eukaryota; Metazoa; Arthropoda; Insecta; Lepidoptera; Erebidae
Source: the annotation of a GenBank genome assembly
AUGGGGUAUGGGCUCUUGAACCUUUUAAGCUUAAGCUCUACAGUUCUAACUUUUACACUCCACGUGCGAACCGAACCGGCGCGCCUCAAUGUCGCCCGUGGGCGGCUGCCCUCCGCCCGCCCGCCGCCGCUGAAAAUAGCGAGCCCGCCCGAACUUUACCCGAGUGGCGAGGGCGGCCGAGCAUCUAUCCAGCUCUGGCGCGCGGCCAUUGACUUGGUCGUCUCGCUCGCGCGAACAGCUGAGUAUCAAAACAAAGGAGCGAGACGGGCGGUCGCCGCUCCCGCUCGCCGGCCGGCCGGUGUCGCCGGUUGCGCCGCGCCACACGCACUCAUGCCAGUUCGUUUUCGAACCGCGCUUAUUGAGGUCGUCCGCUGCGAGCUCGAUUGCGAACUUAGUACCGCGAAAGGAUUUUCCUUUGUCCCGAUCCUCGAGGACCCUGUCAUCGUAUUAUGUUUCCGCGCGAGAGCUGCGAUCAGCCCCGCCCUAUUGAGGAGCCGGAUCACGCGCAGCGUGCUGAAUCGCGACGAAGUUUUGUCAGUUUUCCGAAAUUCUGUGACGGUUAUCCCGCGAAACGCGUACGCCGAGCGAUUUGAAAUUUUUAAGUGA